AUGGCGCGAUGGGGUCAUGUUUCUUCUCCCAGCUGGGCACAGCAGAUGGUCCUGAUGUACCGCAGACGUCACAGGGUGCAGAUGAUGCCUUCUGCCUGGGAGAGGAAACAUUACAGCUCAGAGCUGGACAAAGCAACAGCUUUUCUCCCCAGCCUUAUUUCUAGCGAAUACCUCGGAACCAGCUUCCAGGCAGUCCACGGAGUGCUGCUCUUUGCGGAUAUUUCAGAUUUCACUUCUUUGACAGAGAACUGUAUCCGGAAGAGUGGUUCAGAGGGAGGUACUGAUGAGUUGGUGGAAGCCCUCAAUCACUACCUGUGUGACAUUUUGGAGGACAUGCUGAGUCUCGGAGGUGAUGUCUUGAAGUUUGCUGGGAUCUCUGCAGGGAACAUGCACCAAGUGAGUUUUGGAGAUGAGAGGCGGCAGUACUUCUGUGUAGUUGGCAAGCCCCUGGAAGAUGUCUGUGAGGCCCAAAAGCUUGCGAGUGCAAGUGAAAUUGUCCUCUCAGCCAGCUGCUGGAAGCUCUGUGAGAAGCACCGGCUCAGGACCAGCCAUAUUGCAGGCAAAACGGCUGUGAAAGUUACGGGCAUGAAUCAGAUGUCUCGGUCGGAAUGCCAAGAUAUUUUAGACAAGCUCUUACAGAAAAAGAAGCGCUACAUUAUGGAAAAAGAAUAUGCUGUCAGGCCUGCUCUUUUCCUGAACUCUGAUACUGAUGUGGGGGACAUCCUUAGUUACCUACCAAAAUCUGCUCUCAGGAAGCUUGAUGACAGGGUGCUGCACGACUUCCUCUGUGAGCUACGGCCAGUCACCAGCCUCUUCCUCCACCUGGAUUUUGAUACAAAAAGCGUAGUAUCUUUCCGCAGUCUCCUCAACGAAGUCAACAGCCUGAUACAGGAAGUCAUCUAUCCUCACAAGGGCGAAGUGAACAAAGUCCUCCUGUUUGACAAAGGCUGCACAUUCCUCUGUGUGUUUGGACUCCCUGGAGUAAAGCUGCUGCACGAGAGCAUUCACGCUUUGCAGAGUGCAAUUCAGAUCUUCAACUCGUGUUCCAAGAUCAUUGCGAAAAUAGGGAAAGUGUCUGUGUCCGUUACCACUGGGAUGGCGUACUGCGGCCUCAUUGGCCACCCUCUGAGGCACGAGUACACAGUCAUUGGCCAGAAGGUGAACUUGGCAGCCCGGAUGAUGGUGAGCUACUCUGGCCUGGUGACCUGUGAUACCACGACCUAUGCCAGCUCUGGGCUGCCCCCUUACUACUUCAAGUUGCUGCCGGAGAGAAAGAUGAAAGGCUUCGAACAUCCUAUCACUGUCUAUCAAUAUGUGGGCAUCACCAUGAAGAGCAUAUUUGGCAUGGCUCUUGCCAUGAAAAUGCCAGAGAAUACCUCCUUGCUGGGUCGGAAGAAGGAGAUUGACCUCUUUGUCAACUGCUUGGAAGCCUGUAACCGUUUUGGACAAAGACAAAUGCUGGCAUUCGAGGGCACGAGGGGUUCUGGGAAGAGCCGAUUACUUAAUCACUUGGCCCAGUUAGGCCGGUCAGCUGGCUGCAGGGUAUUUGGCAUGGAACUGUUAGAGGUCAAUGUGAGGCAGUCCUUCUCUGCCAUGCGUAUUCUGAUGGCCAGGGGACUAGGCCUCCAGGAGUGCAAAUCGUGCAGUGCCAGGGAGCAUGUGCUACAGACAAAUCUCCAAGGGAUAAUUGAAGAGAGCAACUAUUGCCUCCUGAAUGACAUUUUCCUUGUCAAGUUUCCCAUUUCAGACAAGGUUCGCCAAAUGCAUGAAAUGCAAAGAAAAGAGGAAUUGCACUCAACUUGGGCAAAAAUGCUAGAGAAGACCAUUGAUAGAAAUGCCAUAUUUAUCAUCGACAACGCCCAUUUCAUUGACCCUGCCUCCUGGAGUAUCAUGGGGCCCCUGCUCUGGAACAUCUCCUUCUUCAUGGUCAUGAGCUUAUGUCCAGGCUUUGCAAGAACCGACAGCUUUCACAAAACCACAGCAGACAACCUGAUGUCCCAUAAAAUCACCUACUUUCAUCUAGAGAAGCUGAAACCUUCAGCUGUGGUGCAGAAGCUCUGCCAGGACCUUGGAGUGGUCAGCAUCCCCAGGGCUUUAGUGAGGUUCCUGCUCCAAAGAAGCUUGGGGAUCCCAUAUUAUUGUGAGGAGCUGGUGCACUUCCUUCUUUGCAACAACAUGCUUUUGUUCUGCACCAAGAGCUGGUAUGAAGAAGCAGAGGACAACUGGGAGAACCUGAACACUUUUGCGGUCCAGGAGUCAUUCCUCACAACAAGCUCAAGGUCCAGCACAGGGUCUGCGGCCAUGAUCUGCAUCAUAAGGCCAGGCGUGAACUUGGACAGCACCGUGCUGCCCAGUAACUUGAAAGAGAUUGUGCUGGCUCAGCUGGACGAGAUCAAGUCACUGGAGCAGACUGUUUUGAAGUUUGCAGCCAUCAUCGGGCUGGUGUUCACCACCCAGCUGCUGUCAUACAUUCUUCCCACUGGCAUCAGGCACAAGAUGACUAUCUUGUUGGACAGCUUAGUGAGUGACAACAUCCUCAAGUGGAUAGACAGCACUGAGGAGCCAGAUGUCCAAGAUCCUAGCAAGGAGCCAGCCACCUCUCCGCAGGCAGAGAUUGGUGUGGAGACCUCCGUCCCAAGCAAGCAGAGUGCGGGGUGUCAAUUUGGUGUGCUGAUGUUCCAUAAGCCGCUGCUGCGGGAGGCUGCCUACGAGCUGUGGGUCCAAAAACAGCGGGUCACCCUGCACUGCAAGUGUGCUGCCUUCCUGGAGCGGCAUGCACACAAAUGCCAGAGAUGUGGCCAAGGGGACUUUAUUGUCUUCCACCGCUUCGCUGUCGCCAGCACCCAGGACAAAAGGAGCUAUAUUACAGAUACUCAGGAGGAGCAGCAGCAGCAGAAAGCUUUUGUGGAAGAGAAUUUUGGGAACAAACAGACAACUGAGCUGCCCAGCAAGACUGACAGGGAGGACAACAGUGCAUGCUUGUGUGACUGCAAAGGCAUCGUGGAGUCAGUGCUUGUGCCUUUGGUUCACCACUACAUGACACUGGGCAAUGCGGCCAAAGCCUUUUACUACCUUCUGGAGACUGCAGCUGCCUACCUGCAUGUCUGCAACUGCUACAUGGCCCUCAGGAAGUUGAGUGAAGCGGAGAUCCUAAGGAACUCUCUAAAGAAUAAAGCGAAUGUGAUAUCCCGCUUUGAAGAUGCCACCUUCUUCAGCCUCAAAGGGGAGGUCUGCUGUUGUGUGGGACGCAUGGAGCUGGCAAAGAAAAUGAUCAGCAAGGCUUUGAGCCUGCUUGGAAGGCCAUUUCCCCAGACCUGCACUGGAGUCUUUGUCAGGUCUCAGGUGGAAAAGUUGCAGCGUGCCACUUAUGUUGCCAGAAGAGCAUCCUCCCUUCCACAGGAGGCCCAGAGGAAGAAGGUCGCCUGGCUGCUGCGGCAGAGCUGCUGCCUUUCCUUACUGGAGCACCUCUUCAGCCUGGAGGGCACUUCUGUUGGAUGGAGGCUCUCCCGCCUGGCAGCAUGCAUGAAGGCCACCACAGACAGGGCAGUGGAUGUCUAUCAAUCAGGCAGCCUGCAGGAGCUAUGA
This is a messenger RNA of Strigops habroptila (Kakapo), 3585 nucleotides long. RefSeq names its product adenylate cyclase 10 (gene ADCY10). Gene Ontology annotation, molecular function: adenylate cyclase activity. Gene Ontology annotation, biological process: cyclic nucleotide biosynthetic process; intracellular signal transduction. The transcript has 24 exons. Bases 1 to 3585 code for a protein of 1194 amino acids. Lineage: Eukaryota; Metazoa; Chordata; Aves; Psittaciformes; Psittacidae. Gene Ontology annotation, cellular component: cytoplasm. The record is from RefSeq and is a predicted model, not a curated record.